AUGCCACGAACAUACGAUGAAGAAUGUACAUAUAUUGAGCGUGUUACGGAUGUUAUGUUCCGAAUCAAGAAAGGAUUUGUUCCAAACAUGAAUGUUGAAGGGCGCUUUUACGUCAAUAAGGCUUUAGAAAAACUGAUGUUUGAGGAGCUGAAAAACGCUUGCAAAUCAGAUGGGAUUGGUGGUUUUUUACCUGCAGUACGCCAAGUUGGAAAUGUUGCGGCAUUGCCAGCAAUUGUUAAUGCUUCUAUUGGUUUACCAGAUAUACAUUCUGGGUAUGGUUUUGCUAUUGGAAAUAUUGCAGCUUUUGAUGUUUCUAAUCCAAAAGCUGUCGUAUCCCCAGGUGGUGUCGGCUUUGAUAUUAAUUGUGGCGUACGUUUAAUCAGAACUAAUCUCUCUGAGAAAGAUGUUCAACCUGUGAAGGAACAACUUGCUCAAUCGUUAUUUGAUCAUAUUCCCGUAGGUGUUGGAUCAAAGGGUAUCAUUCCGAUUGGAGCUCAACAGUUCGAGGAGUGCCUUGAAAUGGGUAUGGAUUGGACAUUGCGAGAAGGCUACUCUUGGGCAGAAGACAAAGAACAUUGUGAAGAAUACGGGAGAAUGCUUCAGGCUGACACUUCGAAAGUUUCUCCUCGGGCCAAAAAGAGAGGCCUUCCACAACUGGGGACUCUUGGAGCAGGAAAUCAUUAUGGAGAAGUACAAGUUGUUGAUGAAAUAUACGAUGAAUAUGCUGCUAGCAGAAUGGGUAUUGACAGAAUAGGUCAAGUUUGUGUAAUGAUUCAUUGUGGCAGCCGAGGGUUAGGUCAUCAGGUUGCCACAGAUUCUCUGGUAGCCAUGGAGAAAGCAAUGAAAAGAGACUCAAUUAUUGUCAAUGAUCGCCAGUUGGCUUGUGCACUGAUCAAUUCGACAGAAGGCCAGGAUUACUUGAAGGGUAUGGCAGCUGCUGCUAAUUUUGCCUGGGUGAACCGAUCCUGUAUGACUUUUUGUGCGAGGCAGGCAUUUGCAAAAGUCUUCAGCAUAUCACCAGAUGAUCUUGAUAUGCAUGUUAUAUAUGAUGUUAGCCAUAACAUUGCUAAGAUCGAGGAGCAUCUUAUUGAUGGCAGACCGAAACAGCUAUGUGUCCACAGAAAGGGUUCUACACGCGCUUUUCCCCCUCAUCAUCCUCUUAUACCUGUCGAUUACCAACUUACAGGUCAACCAGUAUUGAUCGGUGGGACGAUGGGUACAUGUAGUUACGUUCUAACAGGUACACAACAAGGCAUGAAUGAGACUUUUGCAACCACUUGUCAUGGGGCGGUAAUAAUUUUUGAUUUAAAAAAUAUUUUUAUUUUUUCAAUGUCUGUUAUCAAUACACAAUUGUUUGCAAAAAAACAGGAAAUUCAGGGUAGAGCAAUGGGUAUAUCAAUUCGUGUCGCUUCUCCAAAGUUGGUUAUGGAAGAAGCUCCGGAAUCUUAUAAAAAUGUAACUGACGUAGUGAAUACUUGUCAUGAAGCGGGUAUCAGUAAGAAAACUGUAAAAUUACGACCAAUUGCUGUAAUCAAAGGAUAG
This is a messenger RNA of Thelazia callipaeda (thelaziosis nematode), 1542 nucleotides long. NCBI's taxonomy places the organism in Eukaryota, Metazoa, Nematoda, Chromadorea, Rhabditida, Thelaziidae. The record is from the annotation of a GenBank genome assembly.